This is a messenger RNA of Zophobas morio, 901 nucleotides long. RefSeq lists its product as uncharacterized. NCBI's taxonomy places the organism in Eukaryota, Metazoa, Arthropoda, Insecta, Coleoptera, Tenebrionidae. The transcript has 4 exons. The coding region runs from base 40 to 822 and encodes 260 amino acids. The record is from RefSeq and is a predicted model, not a curated record.
UCGCCUUCGUGAAAUCAAAUCCUCUACAACACCCCAAUCAUGUCUAGAUUUUUUGUUGUUUUGAUCGCUUUCCUAGCGACCGCCGCUGCCAAACAACAAAAAUUGAGCGCGAUUGUCCCAGAACCAGAAAUCCAAUCCACCGCCCACGUAGCCACCAUUCAGUUAUCUGGAGAUUAUUCGUCCCACGGAGGCAAGAAGUACUCUUCUAGCGCUGAACUCACCAGUUUGGCUCAUUCUUCGGCACUUCAAGCCAGGACGGCUGUACAAAAUCAGCAAACAGCAGGCGUUCAAGCAGCUGCAGGAGCCCAAAACGGAUUUGCUCGCGCCGCCCAAGAAGCUGCACAUGCCGCAAGAGUAGCUUUAGUUGCGAAACAAGUUAUUGUUCAGAAUUUGCAGGAACAGAUUGAGGAGGCUGAACAUCAGUUACAAGCUGAAGAGGGCCAGUAUCAACAAGCUCUCGAAGCCGCUAACGCCGCUCAAACCACCGUUCAGCAAAGCCAACAACAACUCGCCGCCGCCACUGCUACAGUUGCCGCCGUUCAGCAAUCUGCCACUCAAACCGAACGUGCCGCCUCUGCUGCCCUACAGGCUGCUGCUGCCCAGCAUCAAAUGAUCCAAGACGCUCAACAGAGGCUUGGACAUUUGCAUCUCAGGCUGGAAGAAGCUUUAUCUGGGUUGCACGAAACUGAGCUUGCGGCACAAAGAGCCGCUGCUGCCGCUCAACAGGCUCAAAAUAAUGCCGAAGGUUCUGCAUUACUGGCUGUAGCAAGUAGCGCUGGUAAUCAGAUUGGUGAACAUGAUACAAGUCUUUACCAUCACUAAAGUCUGACAAGACGAAGUUUGUGUUCAUUUAUUCUGUAAAUAACCAGUGUCAUCUUGGUUACUGUUAAUAUUUAAAUAA